UUCACACAAUCCACCCUGCAGCGGAUUUAUCCCGCGGACUCCGGAGCCAACGCCGCUGGCUCGGCUGGUUCCGCUGGACCCGUCCACUGGAUCCACGCUGCGUGCUGCCGUGACGCUUCCGGUCACCUUUACGCAAACUUGAACUUGGUGAAGCUGCUCGGGGCAGCCGUGCUGCGCACAGCCCCCUCCCUGCGCCUCCUCUUCCUCCUCCUCUUCUUCCUCCUGCUCCCGCAGUACCGCCAGCUGGGCUGGAACGGGACACUUUGGCCGAACCUUUACCUGCUUCCCGCACCGCUGCUCCGGACCGCUGCCCGCCUUCCGCCGGCUGGAGGCUGCGGACGCCGGGGAUGCUCCCCGCGGGAUGAGGCGGCUGCUGGUGGACCGCCCGCGGUGGAGUUGAAGAGGUUGCGGUGGGAUCACGCAGACAGGGGGGAGGGGGGCUCCCUCGGAUCUCAUCCGGCCAUCUGGAGAGGAGUGCGGGACACAAAACGCGCCUGCAUGAUGCCGCCAUGUUUCCCUGAUCCGCCUGGCUGGCAGCCAUCAGCCUCCAAUCAAUAACCAAUGAGCUCCUGAGGAGGAAACCGGAGGAACCCAGAUCCAGUUCUGAACUUUAACUACAGUCACGAGUUAAGCAGAAGUUCUUCAGAGAGGCGUUGGCCUCAGACUGGUCCCGUUGUGAGUCCUGUUGUCCUUCCUGAUGCCGCCAUGCCCAUCAUCAGCAACACCAACCAUGACUUCAGCAACCUGUCGGUCAGCGACGACAGCAGCCUGGACCGCAUCUUCACCGAGAUUCCAGAGACCGAGACCAUCAAGGGCGUCUACUACCAGAGGGCGCAGUUGAUCCGCAGGCAGGAGGACCUGGUGUCGGUGGACCACGCCCUGCUGGCUGUGAUCAACGUGGGGGGAAACCGCUACACCUUCCCCUGGACCACCCUGCAGCAGUUCCCCCUCACCAGACUCGGCCGGCUCUGCGGCUGCCGGUCGCUCGAGGACAUCGCCAGCGUGUGCGACGACUACGACGAAACCAGGAAGGAGUUCUUCUUCGACCGCUCUCCGUCCGCCUUCAAGGUCAUCCUCAACUUCCUGGCAGCGGGAAAACUGCGGCUCCUGCGAGAGAUGUGCGUCCUUUCCCUUCACGACGAGCUGAACUACUGGGGGGUGGAGAUGGCGUACAUGGAGCGCUGCUGCAAGAGGAAGAUGUACACCCGCAUCGAGGAGGUUCACGAGAAGGAGAGGCGGGAGGAGGAGCGGCGGCAGAGAAACGCCAUGCAGCGCCUGCCGGUGGAGGAAACCAGGUACAGGAAGGUGAUGAACUGGCUGAGGGACAUGGUGGAGAAUCCCCAGUCCGGCCUGCCGGGGAAGAUCUUCGCCUGCCUGUCCGUCAUCAUGGUCGCCGUCACUGUGGUCAGCCUGUGCAUCAGCACCAUGCCCGACCUCAGGGAGGAGGAGGACAGGGGCGAAUGUUCCUCCAAAUGCUACAACAUGUUCAUCAUCGAGACGGUGUGUGUGGCCUGGUUCUCCCUGGAGUUCGUCCUGCGCUUCGUCCAGGCCCGCAGCAAGCUCGACUUCCUGCGCGGGCCGCUCAACAUCAUCGACGCCAUGGCCAUCCUGCCCUACUACGUUUCCCUGGUGGUGAGUGAGGAGGACCAGAACCGGGAGACGGACCGGCCCGGCGGAGGAAAGGGCUACCUGGACAAGCUGGGGCUGGUGCUGCGGAUCCUGCGGGCGCUGCGGAUCCUGUACGUGAUGCGGCUGGCGCGCCACUCGCUCGGCCUGCAGGUUCUGGGGCUGACGGUGCGCCGCAGCACGCGGGAGUUCGGCCUGCUGCUGCUCUUCCUCUGCGUCGCCGUCACGCUCUUCUCCCCGCUGGUCCACCUGGCCGAGAGCGAGCUCACCGGCCCGCACGACUUCAGCAGCAUCCCCGCCUCCUACUGGUGGGCCAUCAUCUCCAUGACGACGGUGGGGUACGGCGACAUGGUGCCGCGCUCCAUUCCCGGCCAGGUGGUGGCGCUGAGCAGCAUCCUGAGCGGGAUUCUCAUCAUGGCGUUCCCCGCCACCUCCAUCUUCCACAUGUUCUCACGCUCCUACCAGGAGCUGAAGAUGGAGCACGACCGGCUGUUCAAGGAGGAGGUGGCAGCUGCCGCGGCCGCCGCCGCCACCGGGGGCGCUGUGGAGCCGCAGGGAGAGGAGCAGGCGGCGGGGUCGCCCCCUGCUGGGCCUCCGGACCAAACCAAGGAGCUCUGCAUGGAGGCGCUGCUCCAGGAAGCCAACAACCACAGUCUUCCAGCUGCGGCUUUCUGAAGGUUCUUCACAAAACUUUAAAGCUGCAGUUUGCAACUUUAAUUAAAAGAAAUAAAUGGCUUUGAUAUAUUUGAUAAAACUGUCUCCAUGUCAUGACAGUAGUUGCGUUUCUAUUACAAAUGUGAACAAAUUUUUGUCUAUAUUUUGCUCAAGUUGAAAAACCAAAAUUU
This is a messenger RNA of Poecilia latipinna (sailfin molly), 2471 nucleotides long. It is a transcript of the gene kcng4a, whose product is annotated as potassium voltage-gated channel, subfamily G, member 4a. Bases 706 to 2301 code for a protein of 531 amino acids. Lineage: Eukaryota; Metazoa; Chordata; Actinopteri; Cyprinodontiformes; Poeciliidae. Gene Ontology annotation, molecular function: delayed rectifier potassium channel activity; protein binding. The record is from RefSeq and is a predicted model, not a curated record. Gene Ontology annotation, cellular component: membrane; voltage-gated potassium channel complex. The transcript is spliced from 5 exons. Gene Ontology annotation, biological process: action potential; protein homooligomerization; potassium ion transmembrane transport.